AUGGAAACAGACAACCAACAACGGAAGCUUCCGUCUUCAAGGCCUAUUAUCAACAUAUCUGCAACUCUUAAUCAGAACAUUGUUGUACAACAGGGAUCAAUUCAACCGACCACAACCAGGAGCCAUGGGCGACCUGUCGAGAAGAAAAUUGAGCAUAUUGAUCUCACUCUCGACGACGAUGAUGGGGAUCUAUCUUCCGAUACAGAGCGUGGGUCAAUUGAUGAUCCAUCAGAAACGAGGCAGUUUGACGAUGACGAUUACCUCGAUGAUGACCAGCUACAAAGUCUCUUAGAAAAUUGGGACGCUGACACUAACAAAGCUGGCCUAGCUUCUGAGAAUCCAUCGACAAUCUUCCUCAAAGAUUAUAACGGACUCAUUCCUGGGAUGGCGGUCGAGUUGUCUGGUGAUCACCUCAUGAGAAUUCAGCAGAUCCUACGUUUGGUGAACGGCGACAUAUACCUCCGAGGCUUAUAUUUCAAAAGGCUGACAGACAUGGAUAGCCCUUUCCCACAGAGACAUAUGGAAUUAUGCUGGCUGGUCGAAAAGGAUGCGGAUGGGAGGCUUCACUUUGAAAGAGAGGUUCCGAUAUCUGCUGUUUUGGGGAUUGUCAAUGUGGUACUUACGAAUCAACCAUGGCGAUCAAACAUCGAAAAAGUAUACGAUUCGUAUAUGUGUCGGCUGGUUUGGCAGAAAACCGCCGAGAAAGGAGAAUGGAUCAUCCGAUAUCUCACGUUCGAAGAAGCCGAUCAGCAUGUCAGAGCCCCUGCAAGUGUCAUACGUCGGAAUUGGAGAGGAGAGACUAUUCCAUAUGGCACUGAAGCAAUGGACAUGUCGCGGCUUUCAGCGGCUCAGCUUAAAGAGACAAGACAAGCGAAAAGAAUGCAAAGACAAUAUUCUUUUGGAGACGCUUUUUGUGGAGCUGGGGGAGUAUCUGUUGGCGCCUGGAAAGCUGGACUCAGAGUGAAAUACGGGAUCGACAUCGAUACAGCUGCGUGCGAGACCUGGCGUACCAAUUUCGUCCACUCAUCGUGUUUCCAUGCGGACUUUUACAGUUGGCUUUCUUUACAGGAUGAAGACGCACAAGUUGACAUCAGCCAUAGCUCUCCACCCUGUCAACCAUUCAGUCCAGCACAUACAAGGUCGUACAAUCAACAGAGAGAUGAAGAAAAUUCAUCUCUAAUUUUCAGUGCUUUCAACAUGGUUCAAAAGGUUAAACCUCGUGUUCAUACUAUUGAGGAGACGUUCGGUGUACCAUCAAGGCACAAAGAGACAUUUCUCCGGAUGAUUCAAGAUUUCUUGGAACUUGGUUAUUCCAUACACAGCAAGACUAUUGCAUGUGCGCAAUAUGGAGUUCCGCAAAUGCGACGACGUCUUUUCAUCAUUGCGGCUGGGCCAGGGGAAAGGCUGCCUACCUUCCCAACUCCUACUCAUGGGCCGGACCUAUUACCUUAUGUCACGAUCAAGGAUGCGAUAAGCAACAUACCCCGUCUAGCUGAUAAUCACGGCCCUGACAAUGUCGCUUUUCAAGAUGGUAGGACCCGGGCUCCGUACGACGAGAACACGCUCGCCAAAACAAUAACGUGCGGUGGCGGAGACGGAAACUACCAUCCAAGUGGUCUUAGACCCUUCACUAUCCGUGAAUUGGCUUGCUUACAGACUUUCCCCGUGCAGUAUCGAUUCUCAACAGCCUAUGCAAAGAAGCAAGUCGGCAACUCGGUUCCGCCUCGUCUCGCAGAGGUUAUUUAUCGAGCUGCUAUCAAGUCACUUCAGGAGACUGACGACAAGGAGUGCAGGGAGCCAAUCGUAAUUGAUUGA
Messenger RNA from Talaromyces marneffei, 1815 nucleotides. RefSeq lists its product as uncharacterized. Gene Ontology annotation, cellular component: nucleus. Lineage: Eukaryota; Fungi; Ascomycota; Eurotiomycetes; Eurotiales; Trichocomaceae. Gene Ontology annotation, molecular function: methyltransferase activity. The record is from RefSeq and is a predicted model, not a curated record. The coding region runs from base 1 to 1815 and encodes 604 amino acids. The transcript is spliced from 2 exons.